Leptomonas pyrrhocoris is the source of this 1448-nucleotide messenger RNA. RefSeq lists its product as hypothetical. The record is from RefSeq and is a predicted model, not a curated record. The transcript has a single exon. Bases 120 to 1448 code for a protein of 442 amino acids. NCBI's taxonomy places the organism in Eukaryota, Euglenozoa, Kinetoplastea, Trypanosomatida, Trypanosomatidae.
GCCAUCGCAGGACGCUCAGCAGUUCGUGAUAGUUCGAUACGGGAGCUGCACUUCUUGAAGACCAUUUUUUUUUUUUUAAAGAGGAAAGAAAUGGGAAACGCAAGAGCGCCCUCUCACUCAUGUCAUCGUCGUCCAGUCGAGCGGCGGAGUCUUCCCCAACGCCUCUGCCGUGGGAGUUGCUCUUUCAGCGAAUUACAACGGAGUGUGACGCGAUGCGGGCAGAGGUGCUGGAGACGCAGCAGCGGGUACACGACGAGCUUCUUCCUCGACUGGAGCAGGUUAACGCCUCGUGUGACGCCUGUGAUGUGACACUGCGCGGCAUCUUAACCGCGCUGCGCCGCUCCACAGGCGAACCUUCCUUUAUCUCAGCGGGAUCCACGCUGACUGAAGAGACGCCGCACGAGACACGGCUCUCUGGUUCCACCAACAAUGUGGAGGCAGGGGCGGAUGCUGGCUCUUCUCGAACGAGCUCCUCCUUCUCAUCGUCGUCGAUCGCACAACGUGUGGAGCGGCUAGAGGAGCAGCUUGCCGCUCUCACGCGAAAUCAGGAGAUCCAGCGGCGCGCCUACAAUCGCGAGCGUCAGCGACAGAUGCGCGAGCUUGAUCAGGUGCGCCGCGGCGUGGUGCAAAUGGGGCGGUGCAAGGAUCAACUUUUGGUGGUGCUCCGACAGCUGCAGCUGGACAAGGUGGCUCUGCUGCGCGCCUGCUCUCCAGCGGGCGAAAGAUACUCACCGGAUUCUCCAUCGCCUCCGCAGCAGAUUGCGGCCCGACGUGCUUCGUUAUCGGAACGCGAUAUGCAACCGAUCGACUCGGGGCGUCUCGACGUCAAUGCGGCAACGCUGGAGUCUCUAGAGACCACCGUGAAGGGCUUCGAACUUCUCAUGGCACAGGAGCGUGCGGCUCGCGAAGCACAAGUGCAGGAGCUCGUCUCCGCCCUGAGUCGUUUAGAGCCUCUGCAGGCAGCGCGCGAGCGUAACGGCAACGUAAUGGCACACGUCUCUUCCGACGCACUGCGCAUGCGGCGUACAUCGGACGGUGGCGCGGCAAUUCAGGCCGGCGAAUCCGUGGCAGCAAACGGUGCUACGUGCGCGUCGCCAUCUGCUCUACGCAACGGUGCAGAGCGAGACACGAGUCGAAGGUUGCGGUAUCCAACUGAGGUCGUGGUCUCUCCCGCUUCUACCUUGGGUGCGUUGAACCUCGCAGACCCGGAGAGCCAUCUAACAGACAGAGAGAACGAAAAGAGAAGCAAGACACGCGGGAAAUCGGCUUCGCCUACGCACGAUGCGGUGGUGCUGCGCGAUCGCUUAUUGAGGUUUUACGCCUUGUACGAUCCGCGUAUGAUUCCCGCUGUGGCUGAGGUGGUGCGACAAUUCAAGGGCCCACCGGAGGAGCUACUUGCAGCCCUAGAAAUGGACUACGACGCUUACGGCUACUUUUCUCGAGACUGA